AUGGCGAAGGCCAGCAGCAGCGGCGGAGCCCCCCAGCAGAGGGCGGGGGUCCCGGAGGGCCAGGACCCCUGGGAGCUGUCCCUGGAGGAGGUGCUGAAGUCCUACGAGCAGCCCAUCAAUGAGGAGCAGGCGUGGGCCGUGUGCUACCAGUGCUGCCGGGGGCUGGCGGGCGCGGAGGGGCGCUCGGGGCCGGCGGGCCGGAUCCGGGACACGGCGGACAUCCUGCUGCACAAGGAUGGGACGGUGACCGCCCGGGGGGAGCAGGGCUCGGCCGAGCUUCCCCUGACCCUGUCACCCUCAACGGAAGCACAGAUGGUGCAGUCGCUGGGAUUUGCCAUUUACCGGGCGCUGGACUGGGGGCUGGACGAGAGUGAGGAGCGAGAACUGAGCCCCCAGCUGGAGAAGCUGAUCGACCUCAUGGCCAACAGCGACUCUGACGACAGCGGCUGCGGCAUGGCGGACGAGGGCUACGGGGGGCAGGAUGAAGAGGAGGAGGCUGUGGAGGGGCUCCCACGAGCCGUGCGCACCUUCGGGCAGGCCAUGAGGAUGUGCGCCGCUCGCCUGACGGCCCCCCAGGAGGCACAGCAACAUUACCAGGCUGUGUGCAGGGCCCUCUUUGUGGAGACGGUGGAGCUGAAGGCUUUUCUCAGCAAGAUCCGGGAAGCUAAGGAGAUGCUGAGGAAGCUGAGGGAACAGGAAGAGGAGCUGGAGGAGAGGUCGACGGAUGAGCUCGAUAACCUGCAGAACACAGACUGGGCCAGGCUGUGGGUGCAGCUGAUGCGGGAGCUACGCGACGGUGUGAAGCUGAAGAAAGUCCAGGAGAAGCAGUACAACCCCCUGCCCACCGAGUACCAGCUGACGCCCUUUGAAAUGCUGAUGCAGGACAUCCGGGCACGCAACUACAAGCUUCGCAAAGUCAUGGUGGAUGGUGACAUCCCCCCCAGGGUGAAGAAAGAUGCCCAUGAAUGCAUUCUGGAUUUUAUACGGUCACGGCCGCCACUGAAACAGGCGUCCGAGAGGCGGUUGCGCCCCAUGCCCCAGAAGCAGAGAACGCUCCACGAGAAGAUUCUGGAAGAAAUCAAACAAGAGAGAAAACUUCGCCCGGUCGAGACGCGCCGCCAGGGUCAGAAAGGUUUUGGCUCCCUGCCCUGCAUCCUUAAUGCCUGCUCCAGCGACGUGAAGUCAACCUCCUGCAUCAACCUCUCUGUACCUGACUCAAGCACCCCCGCCCAGCGCCUGCGGCCAAGGAUUCUGCUCAAGGCUCCGACGCUGGCCGAGAUGGAGGAGAUGAAUAUCUCCGAAGAGGAGGAGUCUCCAAGCACUGAGAUGGGGAGGGAGCCUGGCUUAGGGCUCCCCCUGAAGCGUGAUCGUUCCUUCUCUGAACAGGACCUGGCCCAGUUCCAGAGCGAGAGGGGCACCAGCCAGCCCGAUUCAGGGUAUCUGGCACCACGGGAGUCUGAGCCAAGACCCCGCUCAGGUAGCAUGAAUACUGCACGGAUCAGCAUGGAAACCAAGGGUUCGUUCCCAGCCAGUUACCACCAGAUCCCACCUAGCGCUGGUCCACUCACGGCCGACCGCGGCUCCCUCGGGGCUGUGGAGGAGAGGUCAGAGGGCAGCUCCAGCUCCACCCCAGACAGCAGCUCCAAGCAUCUGUGGCUGGAGUUCAGCCACCCCGUGGAGAGCCUGGCCCUCACCGUGGAGGAGAUGAUGGACGUGCGCAGGGUGCUGGUAAAGGCCGAGAUGGAGAAAUUCCUCCCGAGCAAGGAAUUCUACAACAGCCUGAAGAAGGGGAAGAUAUGCUGCUGCUGCAGAACAAAGUUCCCUUUGUUUUCUUGGCCCCAAGCCUGUCUCUUCUGCAAGAGAUCCGUCUGCACCUCCUGCAGCCUGAAGAUUAAGAUGCCUUCAAAGAAGCUUGCUCACAUUCCGGUCUACGCCCUGGGCUUCGAGAACCUCCCCGGAUCUCUGAAUGCCAAAGCUCUGCUGCUGAGGAGGAGAGACGCCUUCCACUCCCUGCACUGGCGGAAGGUGGAAGCGGAGUUCCCCCACAUCUAUGCCCACGGCUCCAUCUUGAAGGACAUCUGCUGUGACUGCACUAGCUUCGUGACCGAUGUCAUCAGCUCGAGCCGGAAGAGCAUGGACAUCCUGAACGCCACGCCGCGCAAGGGCAGGAAGACGCAAUCCCUCUACAUCCAGCCCACCCACACUGCCAAACCCCAGUGA
Emys orbicularis (European pond turtle) is the source of this 2220-nucleotide messenger RNA. It is a transcript of the gene SPIRE2, whose product is annotated as spire type actin nucleation factor 2. The transcript is spliced from 15 exons. The record is from RefSeq and is a predicted model, not a curated record. Gene Ontology annotation, molecular function: actin binding. Gene Ontology annotation, biological process: polar body extrusion after meiotic divisions; Golgi vesicle transport; establishment of meiotic spindle localization. NCBI's taxonomy places the organism in Eukaryota, Metazoa, Chordata, Testudines, Emydidae. Gene Ontology annotation, cellular component: cell cortex; cytoplasmic vesicle membrane. Bases 1 to 2220 code for a protein of 739 amino acids.